AUGAUUUUCAGUUCAUGGAAUGUUCGGGGGUUGAGGAGAGAUGGAAAGUUGAGGAUGGUAAAGGACCUAAGAAAUAAACAUAGGUUACAAAUGCUAGGGUUGAUUGAAACUAAAAGGCAGAUAGUGACGAAAUUUGACGUUGCAAGAAUAUGGGGACAAGGUAGUCCAGGUUGGGAAUAUGUAGGUUCUGAAGGGGUGGCUGGUGGACUAUUGCUAAUUUGGGAUGAGGAGAUGUUCAAAUUGAAUAACUGUUAUAAGGGAGAGAGGUGGUUGUGUGUUGAAGGAGUGAUAUUAAAAACUAGUUUCAACUGUGCGUUUGUCUUGGUCUACGGUGCACAUGAUAGAGAUGAGAAGGUUCAGGUAUGGGAAGAGCUGAGCUAUAUAGCGGGGUUAUGUCAGGUUCCGUGCUGUUUUAUGGGAGACUUUAAUGAAAUAGUACAUAUAGAGGAACGGAGAGGCAACACCGGGUUGACAAGGUCUGCGGAAUAUUUUAAGUCUUGGAUUCAGGACAUGAACUUAGUGGAUUUGCCGCUCACUGAUCGGAAGUUUACAUGGUUUCGCGGGCAUUCUUGCAGUCGUAUAGAUAGAGUCCUGGUUAGCUUGGAGUGGUUAGAAGAGUUUCCAGAUGCACAUUUGCGAGGUGGACCAAGGGGUCUGUCAGAUCAUUGCCCGCUAAUAGUGGAGGGUAGGAAGCUGAGAGGAGGACCCAGGCCGUUCCGGAGUCUUGAUUCAUGGUUUACACAUGAAGGCUUUCUCAGGAUGGUGAAGGAGGAGUGGAGAGGGUUAGGAGAGCUACAGUUCACAGAUAAAUUGAAGGCGCUGACAGAACCACUGAGAAGCUGGCAUAAGGCAAAUUUUGGUGACAUGGAUAAGAAGAUUACAAAGUUUGAGGAAGAGAUCAAGAAGAUUGAUGAUAUGGAGAAAGGCGCUGGUUAA
Messenger RNA from Arachis ipaensis, 936 nucleotides. The record is from RefSeq and is a predicted model, not a curated record. Lineage: Eukaryota; Viridiplantae; Streptophyta; Magnoliopsida; Fabales; Fabaceae.